UUAAUAUCUACAUAUCUAGAUAAACGCAAAAACGUUGAUCAAAACCAAGAACACAUGCAACAAAUUCAGCACAAUAGUGUUUAUGUGGGAGGAGAACAAAGUGAUCAAAGAUUUUUACAAAAUAAUUAUGUGGAUCUGGAACAAUAUGAGAGCAAUAUAGGAAAUAAUCCAGAAAUACAUCAUCCCCAUAUGGUGAAUUUAACAAGUCCUUCCAACUCUCAACAAGAACAACAUUCAUCGGAACCAACAUUAUCUCCACAAACACCAAUCAAAAACCCUAUACAAUUAAAUCGAGAUCGUUUAUUUAAAUCACCUUUGAGUAAUGUCUCUACUCCUUUGGAAGGACCUGCUGUUGAUUCGUUAGCUUUAUCUGAAAAUGACCCGAGAAUGACUUUGAGUGCUGGUCAUUUAAUGGAUCAUCUUACACCGAACAGCCAUGUUCAACCUCAAAUGAGUUUUCCACAAAAUGAAGGUGCACAGCUUGGAUUUCACCCGAAUCCGUCAACUUUACACCCAUUUACUGGAAAUGUUCAGCAACAGCAAAUGGCUCAUCCACAAAAUCAAGAAUCGUCAGGAAUUUUUGGACAUCCGCAACCAUCAAAUUUUGAAUUAAAUGAUCAUCACAAUUCAUUUUAUCAAAAUCAACAGUCUCGAAAUUUAGUGAAUCCAUCACAUUUAAAUACUGAAUCAUUAAAUCUUCAUAACACGCCUGAGGCAUAUACAAGCCCAUUACCGUACAAUUUUCAUCAAGGAACCCAUGGUUUUAACAAUGAUACACGAGAACAUGGAAUGGCAGGACCGUCCUCUCAGAUGCCUCAUCCUACCCACAAUCCAAAUUAUGGAAGCCUAAUCCAACCAGGACAACAUAGUUUCCAACAAUCUAUGCAGCCUCCUCCACCACAACAUUAUACGCAUUCACAGGGAAUAGGAUCAAGCUCAACACGAUCUUCAGUUGAUGAACACACGAGUUCUCAUAACGAAGAUUCGUCUGAUCUUCUUGGUCAUUUUGAAGAUUAUUCCAAACAAAGCAGCUUAGAUGAUAUUUUUGAAAAAAAUGUUGUAACAAGUCAGCAUCCUUAAAGUAGAAAUUUGCGCG
Molecule: messenger RNA, 1096 nt
Organism: Meloidogyne enterolobii
Lineage: Eukaryota; Metazoa; Nematoda; Chromadorea; Rhabditida; Meloidogynidae
Source: the annotation of a GenBank genome assembly